UGAUCGUGCGCCUGUUGACGAGGCGGUUCAUCCACGAGUACGACCCGACGCUGGAGAGCGUGUACUCCUUUUCUGCAGACUUGGAGGGCGACCAGGUGGACAUGAACCUCCUGGACACGGCGGGCAAGUCUAGACCCAACGACAGUGAGGCCCAGUGGGGGGACGGUUUUCUGCUCGUCGUCUCGCUGACCUGCCCGGACUCCGUGAGGACCGCAAUAGACCUGCACUCGUGGCUGGAGGCCCAGGCGCCGGGUAAGCCCCUGGUGCUGGUGGCCACCAAGCGGGAUCUGGUACAAGCCAGGGCGGUGUCUUCUCACGAGCUGCUCGAGCUCGGAGACCGGUGGAACUGCGACGUCCACGAGACGUCAGCCACGGGUGACUACGAGGACGUGUACAGGCCGUUCCUGGCCAUCGCCAAGCAGGCCAGAGCGCUGCGAGCGAGGAAGCUCCUCUUUCCGAACCUCACACCCGAGCAGCUUGUCGUUCCUGAGUCUGCCCGGAGGUACUACAAGACGAGACAGCUUACCAAAUGAAGAUUUCUUCUCUGGCCUACUCUACCCAGGUGCCGAGACACCACCUCAACCUUUGCGGGAUGGACCUCCUGUGUGACCUUUUUGGCAACACGUCUUCGUGCAGAAGGAAUAGACCUAUACCACAGACUUUAGUGGUGCUUUCAGGACGUGUUCGUUCUAUGAAGAAACAGCCUCCCAAGACUCGUGCAUGGGCGCUCUCGGAAGUUCCGUUGUCCUGGUGCACUUUUUUGUUUUGUUUCGUCACCCAAGGCAAUGAUAUUCUGCGGGUGGACGCAACUUUUCAAAAACAACGAGAGUUGUUUUAGAGGAGUGUAUCUCUUCUACGGUUACAACUUACACGGAGCCCCUCUCCGUGGGAAGACCAUACUUUGCCCGUGCCUUUUGAAAUCCGAAUGCGGCCUUACAGGCUCCGUUUCAAUAGUGCCAACGCACUUGAGGCCUGAUGCGUAUUGUGUCGUAACUUACGAUGGCAAAGUAAUGAUUAUAAAUCUGUUGAUAAAAUAUGCGCCCAUUAUUCGUAAGCAACAUACGACGUGCAAGUCUGAAACUAGACGCGAUGACAACGUUGACAACGAACACGGUUGUUGCAUACAAAAAGAUUCCAGCAUGCGACCGAACCACCAAGUCCCUUCAUAUGUAUACUGAUAGAUCUGAAAAUACUGCGUAACAGCAUCCUAAAAAACAGUACAAGUUUACAUGACCACAACUAUUACAGUUUCCGGUUUCAAACUACAAGAUGUGUUGUGACCGGGGCUGCUCACUCACCGCUUUGGUGCUGAGCGUAUGCUGAAGACGAGCUUUCUCAACUUGCCAGAAUAUUUACUUGACUUUUAUCAUUGCACGUCAUCAAGACCGUCAUUCUAAUCAUCCUUAGUGGAUGAUAACUGGGAGCUUAUUUUCAGCUUGCGCAGUGAGCAGCCAACUCAGCCAUGGUGUACGUUCCAAUAAAGAGCUUCUGGCCGGUGCCAUCCUCA
Molecule: messenger RNA, 1507 nt
Organism: Ixodes scapularis (black-legged tick)
Lineage: Eukaryota; Metazoa; Arthropoda; Arachnida; Ixodida; Ixodidae
Product: ras-like protein family member 11B
Exons: 4
Coding region: 102-533 (143 amino acids)
Molecular function (GO): GTPase activity; GTP binding
Source: RefSeq, a predicted model, not a curated record